UGCGCCGCAGAGGGCCAGGCGCCGUUCCUCCGCCAUGAGGGUCGCGCCGAGCCGCGCCAAGAGCCCCGAGGCGGCCGCGCCGGCUUUCCCUAUGUCUAGCUACCUGCUGGCUAAUUUAAAGGCUGACUGUCUGAACAAGCCUUUUGCUCAGAGGUGCCAUGAUCUCAUCACAAUCAUUGAAGAUUUUCCUGCCAAGGAACUGCAUGCCGUCUUCCCUUGGCUGGUGGAGAACAUUUUUGGCAGUUUAGAUGGUGUCAUUUCCGGGUGGAACCUCCGCUGCCUGCAAGGCAGAACAAACUACACCGAGUACAAUGUGGCCCUGGACUUCCUGUCCCCUGGAGGCCCCAUGAUGAAGCUGGUCUACAAGCUCCAAGCGGAGGAAUACAGAUACGAGUUCCCCGUCUCCCACCUUCCUGGCCCAGUGAAAACUUCAAUUCAAGAACGGAUUUUACCAGAAUGUUCAUUAUAUCACAACAAAGUCCAGUUCCCUCCCACUGGGGGCCUGAAUUUGAACCUGAUUCUUAAUCCGUAUGAAUAUUACAUGUUCUGCUUUGCCAUCAGCCUCCUUACCCAGAGGGGCAUCUCCAGCACCUGCCCCAUCAGCAUGUCGAACAGCGCUUACUUCAUCCUAGUGGACCGGUACCUGAAGUGGUUCUUGCCCAUAGAAGGGAGUGUCCCUCCCAUCCCUUCCUCAGAGCCUGGAGGGGUGGUCCCUUCACCUGCUCCCCGCUCUCCCACAAUGCCUUUCACCUCCUACGGGAUGCAUCCCACCAGUCUUCUGAAAAGGCAUGUCGCUCACCAGACUUCGGUGAAUGCAGACCCUGCUUCCCAAGAGAUCUGGAGGUCGGAAACAUUGCUUCAGGUCUUUGUGGAGAUGUGGCUCCACCACUAUUCGCUGGACAUGUAUCAGAAGAUGCAGUCUCCCCACAUCAAGCUGGAGGUUCUCCACUACCGGCUCUCUUUAUCCAGCAUCCAUCCUGUCCAAUCCAGCCACCAGGCCCUCCAUACAUAUCAAGAGUCUUUCAAGCCCACCGAGGAGCACGUCUUGGUUAUCCGGUUGCUUCUGAAGCACCUACACGCCUUCAGCAACAGCGUAAAGUCAGAGCCGAUUUCUCCUUCAGGGCAUUCCCACACCGCCAGUCCACUAGAGGAAUUCAAAAGGAUUGUGAUCCCUCGGUUUGUUCAGCAAAAACUCUACAUAUUUCUUCAGCACUGCUUUGGUCACUGGCCUCUGGAUGCAUCUUUCAGAGCUGUUCUGGAGAUGUGGUUAAGUUACUUACAGCCUUGGAGAUAUGCACCGGAGAAGCAGCCACCAAGCGCAGAGGCCCCACCUCGUAGUGUAUCAGAGAAAUGGGAGCCUUUUAUCCAGGAGAACCUGCUGCUCUACACAAAGCUCUUUGUCAGCUUUCUGAACCGAGCUCUCCGCACAGACCUGGUCAGUCCCAAGAAUGCCUUGAUGGUGUUCAGGGUGGCCAAGGUUUUUGCUCAGCCCCACCUGGCUGAGAUGAUCCAGAGAGCAGAGCAGCUCUUCCUGGAAGCCGAUCUGAGCCUUCCCCACCGCCAGCACCGCCUUUUCCUGACUCCCUCGCUCGGAGGCAGCUUCCUGUCAGGCCGGGCUCUCACCAUCACGGACGCCUCCUUUAAAGUGAAAAGCCACGUCUACAGCCUCGAAGGGCAGGAUGCCCAGUACAGGCAGAUGUUUGGGACAGACGUCAGAAACCUGGUAGGUUGGUUGGUGCUGCUGAGUGGACAGGGAAGCCCCUCCCUCAAUAGAACUGUGGCCCUUUGGCAUAAAAGCUGGGCACCAAAGCUCCCCCCCCCCAGGGCACAGGGCCAAAUUAACUUGGUGAGCCUUUUGUCCGCCAAGACAAGCCCACCCUACUCCUGCCAGCAAAAGAAGCCUGCCGAGACCCCGUUGGUCAAGGAACUCCGACUGACGGGAUCAAAGAGAAGAGCCUUCUCUGCUGCACUACUGGCCCUCUGGGAUGCCCUGCCCUCCCCAGGUGAGGUUUGUUGGCUGUCCUUCCGCAGGAGCCCGAAGGCCUGACUCUGCUCGUUGGCCUGGAGAGGCAACAGGGGAGUCCAUCACUGGAGGAGGCUGCUGACCCCACCGCCCCCUCUGCCCAUCUUCUUUAAUAUUAUUGUACUUCCAGUGUCAAUUUUUAUUGUUUUAUUCCUUUGCUAUUGUUAUUUUUACUUUUUUACCAUUUUAUUGUUGUGAGCUGCCCAGAGUAGCCCCCUGGUGAGAUGGGAGACAAAUAAAUUUUAAUAAUUAUAUUAUUUCUUUUAUUCAUUAAACAUGAAAAUCAGU
Thamnophis sirtalis is the source of this 2311-nucleotide messenger RNA. Lineage: Eukaryota; Metazoa; Chordata; Lepidosauria; Squamata; Natricidae. The record is from RefSeq and is a predicted model, not a curated record.